This is a messenger RNA of Pygoscelis adeliae (Adelie penguin), 390 nucleotides long. Its product is annotated as B-cell differentiation antigen CD72-like. Gene Ontology annotation, molecular function: transmembrane signaling receptor activity. The record is from RefSeq and is a predicted model, not a curated record. Gene Ontology annotation, cellular component: plasma membrane. The annotation marks the transcript as partial. NCBI's taxonomy places the organism in Eukaryota, Metazoa, Chordata, Aves, Sphenisciformes, Spheniscidae. The transcript is spliced from 2 exons.
GUGAGCGCGCAGGAGCAGAGCCUGGCGCAGACGAAGCUGGAGCUGGCGUGGGCCAGAGCGGAGCUGCAGCGAGCGUGGCGGGAGGGCAACAGCAGCCAGCUGGAGCUGGGGAGCCGGGACGCUGAGCUGGAGCGCACCAGGCAGGAGCUGGCUGUGCUGCAGAAGGAAGUGCAGGAGGUGCAGGGGGAGCUCAGGGCCAGCGAGAGCACUGUGAGCAGCCUGCGCGCCUGCGUGAAUACAGAUUGCUGCCCCUCGGGCUGGGUGCUCUACAGGAGCAAGUGCCUCUUCGUCUCGGUGGAGAAGAAGUCGUGGUGGGACAGCCAUGAUGACUGCAGUGAGAAAUCCGCUCAGCUGCUGGUCCAAGGCGACUGGCCGUCACGGAUGAUGCCG